GGACCACACUUCCCAGGCGCCCCUGCGCGGCGGGCGCGGUCGCGGGAUCCGGCUGCCGGUUGGGACGCGGAGUCUGAGGUACACGGCGGAGCGCGAUGGCCGCGUGGGGCGAGCGGCUGGCGGGCGUGCGCGGGGUGCUGCUCGACAUCUCGGGCGUGCUGUACGACUGCGGCGCGGGCGGCGGCAGGCCAAUCGCUGGCUCCGUGGAGGCGGUGGCGAGACUGAAGCGCUCCCACCUGAAGGUGAGAUUCUGCACCAACGACUCGCAGAAGUCCCGGGGAGACCUGGUGGGGCUGCUUCGGCAGCUGGGAUUCGACAUCUCUGAGGACGAGGUGACCUCCCCAGCACCAGCCACCUGCCAGAUCCUGAAGGAGCGAGGCCUGCGGCCACACCUGCUCAUCCAUGAAGGAGUCCGCUCAGAAUUUGAUGAGAUCGACACGUCCAACCCAAACUGUGUUGUAAUUGCAGAUGCAGCAGAAGGCUUUUCUUAUCAAAACAUGAAUAAAGCCUUCCAGGUGCUCAUGGAACUGGAAAAUCCUGUGCUCAUAUCCCUGGGGAAAGGACGCUAUUACAAGGAGACCUCUGGCCUGAUGCUGGACGUCGGUGCCUACGUGAAGGCGCUCGAGUAUGCCUGUGGCAUUGAAGCCGAGGUGGUGGGGAAACCUUCUCCUGAGUUCUUCAAGGCUGCCCUGCAAGCCAUCGGCGUGGAAGCCCACCAGGCCGUCAUGAUUGGGGACGAUAUCAUGUGUGACGUCGGCGGUGCCCAGCGGUGUGGAAUGAGGGGGCUGCAGGUGCGGACCGGGAAGUUCAGGCCCACGGACGAGCACCAUCCGGAGGUGAAGCCUGACGGGUAUGUGGACAACCUCGCGGAGGCCGUGGCCCUGCUGCUGCAGCACGCGGACAAGUGACGGGCCUCCUGGGAGGGCCCCAGCCUCCUUCCACCUGCCCCAGUGCCCAGACCACCCUCUGCCCUCUGCCCCUCCUGGGCAGGCAAGGGCCCUUCUGGACUGCCCUGCCCCCAGGCUUGAGCCAGCCAGCCCUUCCUCUGCCUCCGUCCGCUGGCCCCGGCCUCCUGGGGAGGCCUGCUCCCUGCCCGGGUUGCCCGCUCCCCUGCCCGGGCCCUGCCCUUGGCUCCUUCAGUGCAGUCCAGGAGGGUGGGACAGACCUGUCAGCCUCUGGAGAGUGGAAACCCUCUGGGCUUGUGCUGGAAGGUGCCUCUGGGAAUGUCCUGGAUCCCUGAGUUCACUCACUCUUGUUUCCCCUGAUCCUGGCAAGGCAGCAACCUCCACCUCAUCCCAUCCCGAGGCCUCGUGCCCGCUGCCUUCAUCGGAUGCUGCAUUUAAGCGAGGGGCCUGGAGAAAGCCCAGUGGCUCCCGCGCACAGCUCGUGCGGCCCAGAGCCAAGCCACCCCCCUGGCACUGCCCAGCCCUCCCCCAAACCAUGCCAGCCCCCCACAGAGACUGGGGCCAGCUGCCAAGGCACUUUGAAGACCACCAUCCUACAGAGCGAGAACCAACCCCUGCUUCCCAGGUUGUGGGUGGUGGCGCCAUAACUGGGUAGACUGGAAGGUGUCGUGCCCAGCGUGUGCAGGAGCAGCCCAGGGGCUCAAUAAACUCUGCCAUGA
This is a messenger RNA of Propithecus coquereli (Coquerel's sifaka), 1624 nucleotides long. RefSeq names its product phospholysine phosphohistidine inorganic pyrophosphate phosphatase (gene LHPP). Bases 96 to 908 code for a protein of 270 amino acids. Gene Ontology annotation, biological process: dephosphorylation. Gene Ontology annotation, cellular component: cytosol. Gene Ontology annotation, molecular function: inorganic diphosphate phosphatase activity; phosphatase activity. NCBI's taxonomy places the organism in Eukaryota, Metazoa, Chordata, Mammalia, Primates, Indriidae. The record is from RefSeq and is a predicted model, not a curated record. The transcript has 7 exons.